AUGGAACAUAAGGAAGUGGUCCUUCUGCUUCUUUUGUUUCUGAAAUCAGGUCAGGGAGACCCCCUGGACGACUAUGUGAACACCCAGGGGGCCUCGCUGAUCAGCACCACGAGGAAGCAGCUGCACCUGGGAAGCAUCGCAGACUGUGCGGCCAAGUGCGAGGAGGAGACUGGCUUCAUCUGCAGGGCUUUCCAGUUCCACAGCAAAGAGCAGCAGUGCGUGCUCAUGGCUGACAACAGCAAGUCCGCCCCGGUGAUCCGGAGACGGGAUGUCAUCUUAUUUGAAAAGAAAAUGUAUCUUUCAGAGUGCAAGACCGGAAAUGGGAAGAACUACAGGGGCACGAUAUCCAAGACGAAAAAUGGCGUGACCUGUCAAAAGUGGAGCAGCUCGUUCCCACACAGACCCAGGUUCUCCCCUGACCAAUACCCGCAAGAGGGCCUGGAGGAGAAUUACUGCCGGAACCCGGACAACGACCCGGACGGGCCCUGGUGUUACACCACAGAUCCUGACCUCAGAUACGACUUCUGCAACAUUCCCCAGUGCGAAGAUGAAUGUAUGCACUGCAGUGGAGAACAUUAUGUGGGCAAAAUUUCCAAGACCAUGUCCGGAAUUGAAUGCCAGGCCUGGGACUCUCAGACCCCACAUGCCCAUGGGUACCUCCCUUCCAAAUUUCCAAGCAAGAACUUGAAGAUGAAUUACUGCCGUAACCCGGAUGGAGAGCCCCGCCCCUGGUGUUUCACCACAAAUCCCCAAAAACGCUGGGAAUUCUGUGACAUCCCACGCUGUACAACACCUCCACCACCAUCUGGACCAACAUACCAGUGUCUGAAAGGAAGAGGUGAGAGCUAUCGCGGGAAGGUGGCUGUCACGGCAUCUGGUCACACCUGUCAGCGCUGGAGUGACCAGACCCCACAGAGACACAAUAGAACCCCGGAGAACUUUCCUUGCAAAGAUUUGGAUGCAAACUAUUGUCGUAACCCUGAUGGAGAAUUAGCUCCGUGGUGCUUUACAACCAACAGUUCUGUGAGGUGGGAGUAUUGCAACAUCCCAUCCUGUGACUCCCCGCCCUCAUCCACUGAACAUAUAGAUGCCACAGCUAGUGUACCGCCUGAGCAGACUCCCGUGGUCCAGGAUUGCUACGAGGGUAAUGGGGCGAGCUACCGGGGAACAUCUUCCACGACCAACACAGGAAAGAAAUGUCAAUCAUGGUCAUCAAUGAGACCACACCACCAUACAAGGACCCCCAGCAAAUAUCCAGGAGCUGACCUGAGGAUGAACUACUGCAGGAACCCAGACGGCGAUAAAAGCCCCUGGUGCUACACGACCGACCCCAGCGUCAGAUGGGAGUUCUGUAACCUGAAGAAAUGCCCAGAGACAGAACAGAGCGGCUCAAGCUCUCCAACUGUCCAAGUUCCAAGUCCACAGGAUCCUUCAGAAGUAGACUGCAUGUUUGGGAUCGGGAAAGGAUACCGGGGCAAGAAGGCCACCACGGUGACGGGCAUCCCGUGCCAGCCUUGGGCUUCGCAGGAGCCCCACACCCACCACUCUUUCACCCCAGGGUCAAAGCCUCAGGCCGGUCUGGAUGAAAACUACUGCCGGAAUCCCGAUGGGGACCCCAAUGGGCCCUGGUGCUACACCAUGAACCCAAAGAAACUCUUUGACUACUGUGACAUCCCGCAUUGUGCGUCCUCCGCGUUCACCUGCGGGAAGCCGAAGGUGGAGCCGAAGAAGUGCCCGGGCCGGGUGGUGGGCGGCUGCGUGGCGCACCCGCACUCCUGGCCCUGGCAGGUCAGCCUCAGAAACAGGUUGGGGAUGCACUUUUGUGGAGGCACGUUGAUAGCCCCUGAGUGGGUGGUGACCGCCGCCCACUGCUUGGAGAGGUCCUCAAGGGCUGCCUCAUACAAGGUCAUCCUGGGUGCGCACCGGGAGAAGAAUCUUGAACCGGACGUCCAGGAAAAAGAAGUAGCCAAGCUGUUCCCAGGGCCCAUGAGAGCAGACAUCGCCUUGCUGAAGCUGAGCAGCCCCGCCAUCAUCACUGAGAAGGUGAUCCCCGCCUGCCUGCCGAGCCAGAACUACGUGGUGGCUGACCGGACCUUGUGCUUCAUCACCGGCUGGGGAGAAACCCAAGGCACCUUUGGUGCUGGCUUGCUCAAGGAAGCCCAGAUCCCCGUGAUUGAGAAUAAAGUGUGCAACCGCUACGAGCUUCUGAAUGGAAGAGUCAGGUCCUCUGAGCUUUGUGCUGGGGACUUGGUCGGAGGCACUGACAGCUGCCAGGGCGACAGUGGAGGACCUCUGGUUUGCUUCGAGAAGGACAAAUACAUUUUGCAAGGAGUCACUUCUUGGGGUCUUGGCUGUGCGCGCCCCAAUAAACCCGGUGUCUAUGUGCGUGUAUCAAGGUUUGUUAACUGGAUUGAAGAAACAAUGAGUCGUAACUAACAGUUGGGAGACAGCGGAGCAUCCACCAAUCUGGAAGCUGAAAUAUGGAGAGGGAAUUUAGUAUGCUCAGAGUAAUUGACAUUAAUCAAAUGAAGAAACUUCUUGUUACCAUCUGCCAAAUCGCAACAUUUUUUAAUAUUGUUGUGGAUAAAUUUUUCCAGUCCCGUGGGUGCACAGGCUGUG
Talpa occidentalis (Iberian mole) is the source of this 2619-nucleotide messenger RNA. RefSeq names its product plasminogen (gene PLG). The coding region runs from base 1 to 2436 and encodes 811 amino acids. Lineage: Eukaryota; Metazoa; Chordata; Mammalia; Eulipotyphla; Talpidae. Gene Ontology annotation, biological process: proteolysis. Gene Ontology annotation, molecular function: serine-type endopeptidase activity; signaling receptor binding. The transcript is spliced from 20 exons. Gene Ontology annotation, cellular component: extrinsic component of plasma membrane. The record is from RefSeq and is a predicted model, not a curated record.